CAGUCUGAGCACCAGUACAAGUUUGAUGUGCAGAUGACCUGUGGCGGCUGCUCUGGCGCUGUCGAGCGGGUCUUGAAGAAGACUGAGGGUAUCUCCUCGUACGACGUGAGCCUCGAGAAGCAGGAGGUUCUCGUCACUGGCACUAUCCCCUACGACGACCUGCUCGAGAAGAUCAAGAAGACGGGCAAGACGGUA
Molecule: messenger RNA, 195 nt
Organism: Stereum hirsutum FP-91666 SS1
Lineage: Eukaryota; Fungi; Basidiomycota; Agaricomycetes; Russulales; Stereaceae
Product: copper chaperone taha
Exons: 3
Biological process (GO): copper ion transport
Cellular component (GO): cytosol
Molecular function (GO): metal ion binding; copper chaperone activity
Source: RefSeq, a predicted model, not a curated record